This is a messenger RNA of Canis lupus familiaris (dog), 4554 nucleotides long. Its product is annotated as zinc finger protein 260-like. The record is from RefSeq and is a predicted model, not a curated record. The transcript is spliced from 5 exons. Gene Ontology annotation, biological process: regulation of transcription by RNA polymerase II. Gene Ontology annotation, molecular function: RNA polymerase II cis-regulatory region sequence-specific DNA binding; DNA-binding transcription factor activity. The coding region runs from base 193 to 2688 and encodes 831 amino acids. NCBI's taxonomy places the organism in Eukaryota, Metazoa, Chordata, Mammalia, Carnivora, Canidae.
UGCUUACCCAGCAGAACUUGCGCGCUGGCCGAGGACAGUGCUGAGCACGCGCAGCUUCGACAUCUUCCCGGUCCCCCUCCUGCGCCAACAGGUUUAGUGAAGCCCGAAAUCCCGUUUCCAGAUUUCCCAGUAAUUCUCAAGGUCCUGGUUGCUCAUCUUCCUAGGAGCAGAGUUGUAUCUUCACAUGUCUCCAUGCUUUUUUCAGAAGAACAGAAAAUGAACAAAUCCCAGGGGUCACUGUCUUUUGGGGAUGUGACUGUGGACUUCUCCCAGGAGGAGUGGCAGCAUCUGGACCCAGAUCAGAGGACCCUGUACAGGGAUGUGAUGCUGGAGAACUAUCAUAACUUUGUCUCCGUUGGGUAUCUCAUUAAAAAGCCAGCAGUGAUCUUCAAGUUGGAAGAAGGAAAGGAACCAUGGAUAGUAGAGGAAGAACUUCUGUAUCAGAACUACCAAGAAGACAACAAAGUUCAUUACCUAACAGAGAGAAUCCAGAAAUACCAAGACAAAUAUUUCCCACAACUUUUAUUCAGCAACAAAAAACUGUCCUCAGAGAAAGUUUAUGCUUUAAGAAAAUUGUCUGAUAUGAGUACAAAUUGUGUUCCUUCAAGAAAAGUGCCCUUCAAAUAUGACUUAAAUGGAAUGAAUUUGGAAAAUAUUUUAAUAUCAAUUGGUAGUAAUAGAACUUCUUCAAGAAAAAAGCCUCAUGUAUCAAAUGUAUAUGAGAAAUUACUUGAUAUUAAGCAGGCAAAACCUCAUACUGAAGAGAUUUCUUAUCAAAAUAAUCAAUAUGAGAAAGCCCUGAGUCAUAAGAAUGGUAUAAUUCAGCACUUAAAUACUCAGUCUUCAGAGAAGAUUUCAAAAUAUGGUGGUGGAAAGUCCAUAGGAAAAAAGACCACAAUAAUUCCACACAGGGAAAUUGACACAAGAGAAAAACUCUGUGAAUAUAAUGGACAUGGAGAAACCUGUGAGAAAUUAACUCUUUUGAAAUGUUAUGGGGUCCACAUGGAAAUAAAACAAUAUGAAAGCAAUCAAGUUGAAAAUAAUUUCAAAAGGGUGUCACAUUUCACUCAAGUUCAGAAAAAACAGAGACAUCAGGAUCUCUUCAAAUGUAGUGAGUGUGAGAAAACAUUCAACUACAAGUCAAACCUCAUAGUGCAUCAGAGAACACACACAGGAGAGAAACCCCUUGAGUUUAAUUUAUAUAGGAAAACAAGUCACAAAUCAGCUGUCACGGAUUAUCAGUUAACAUAUAUGGAGGAGAAACUUUAUAAAUGUCAUGAAUGUGGGAAGUCCUUUUGCAGGAAAUCCUCUCUCACUCGACAUGAGGGAAUGUAUAAAGGGGGGAAACCCCAUGAGUGUAAUGCAUGUGGAAAAACUUUCUGUAAGAAGUCAGCCUUCACUCAACAUCAGAAAACUCAUGCAGGAGAGAAACACUUCCAAUGUAAUGAACGCAGUAAGACUUUCCAUCGGCAGUCAGGCAUUAAGGUACUUAAGAGAAUCCACACAGGAGAGAAACGCUUCCAAUGUAAUGAAUGUGGCAAAACUUUCCAUUGGCAGUCAGAUGUUAAGCUACAUCAGAGAAUUCACACAGGAGAGAAACCCUUUCAGUGUAGUAAGUGUGACAAAACUUUCUAUCGACAGGCAGAUGUUAAUGCACAUCAGAGAAUUCACACAGGAGAGAAGCGCUAUCAGUGUAAUGAAUGUGGUAAAACUUUCUAUUGGCAGUCAGAUGUUCAUGCACAUCAAAGAACUCACACAGGAGAGAAACCCUUUCAAUGUAAUGAAUGUGGUAAAUCUUUUCAUCGGCAGUCGGAUGUUAAUGUUCAUCAGAGAACUCACACAGGAGAGAAACGCUUUCAGUGUAAGGAAUGUGGUAAAACUUUCUAUCGGCAGUCAGAUGUUAAUGCACAUCAGAGGAUUCACACGGGACAGAAACCCUUUCAGUGUAAGGAAUGUGGUAAAACUUUCUAUCGGCAGGCAGACGUUAAUGUGCAUCAGAGAACUCACACAGGAGAGAAACGCUUUCAAUGCAAGGAAUGUGGUAAAACUUUCUUUCGGCAGUCAGAAGUUAAUGUACAUCAGAGGACUCACACAGGAGAGAAGCCCUUUCAGUGUACUGAGUGUGGUAAAACUUUUUAUCGGCAGUCAGAUGUUAAUGCACAUCAGAGAAUUCACACAGGAGAGAAACCUUAUAAAUGUAAUCAAUGUGGGAAGUCCUUUUAUGAGAAGUCAUCCCUCACCCGACAUGAGAGAACUCACACAGGGGAAAAGCCCUAUGAAUGUAAUGAAUGUAGGAGAACCUUCUGCCAGAAGUCAGCCCUCACUCAACAUUGGAGAACUCACACAGGAGAUAGACCCUUUCAAUGCAAUGUAUGCGGUAAAACUUACCGUCAUCUGUCAGCCAUCAAUGUACAUCAGAGAACUCACACAGGAGUGAAACCCUUCCAGUGUAAUGACUGUGAGAAAUCUUUUCUUACAAAGUCGACUCUUACUAAUCAUCAGAGAACUCAUACAGGGGAAAAACCCUUUGAGUGUAAUGAAUGUGGGAAGAGUUUCCGUCAUAAAUCUACCCUCACUACCCAUCUGAGAAUUCACUCAGGAGAGAAGCCUUAUAAAUGCUGUGAAUGUGGAAAAACUUUCGGCCGGAAAUCAGCCCUUAGGAAUCAUCAAGGAAUUCACAUAGGGUAGAAACCCUAUAGCAGAAAAACUUGCUAUAUUUUUCACAAUACUCAUUUCUCUUUCUUUGUAGUUAACACAACUUGUCAAGAUUUUCUAGCCUUCUUUCCAUUCAUGUAAAGCCAUAUGACCUCUGAAUCAGAGUAUGAGCACACAUUCCAACCCUAUAGAAGACCUCAUUUGGGAUUUUUCCUAUUUCCAUUUUUCUUUCCUUAUUCAAGGGUAAUGGAGAUCACCCUCAGGGUAACUUGGGAGCUAGUUAUUAGAGAUUACAGAAUCACAAGGUGGAAGAAAUCAGGGUUCUGUGCAGAGUUCUGCCUUCUCUAACAUCACUUGUAAGUCUUGUCAUGAACCAGAAAGAAAUUUCAGUUUUGUUUGGCCAUUUAUGUAUAGGACUUUUUAUUGUCAUAGUAUAUGCUAGUCAUCUCUUAUCUCAUAUAUCUUAUGAAUGUAAUGAAGGUAUGAGAAAUUCUCUAUGUCAGAGAAUUCAUUAGGGGGGAAACUGUUCUCAUUAUCCUACAUUUUAAUAAACUUCCAUCAACAAGUCAAACAUUUUGUAAAUCAGAAAUCUACAAAUGAAAACCCCCCAAAAUGAAAUGAAUGUAGGAAAUUUUUCACAAAGAAGCUACAUCUGAUUAGUCAUCAGAUUAUUGAGAGUAGAAUAAAAUCUAAUAACUUGGAAAACAUUUCAAGAUUUCUUUAUUGGAGCAUAUAUAACAAAAAAUUAUCAGUUUAGGAAGUGAAGAAAGCCUCCUCAUCUAGAAAUAAUCUUAUACUAGAAGCAGUGUUUUGGAUGCAGCAGUAAAUAGCUUAUUAAUAAUCUAACACGAAAUAUUUAUCUGGCCAUUAUGCUCAACAAAGGAUAUGUAGUUUUCAGAAGGCACAAAUGAGUUGAGUCAUCAAAGUAACAGCACUAAGUGUCACAUAGUGACAUUCACUAUGUGAAUAAUCAUAGCCUCUGAGCUUUGUCAGAUUUAUACAUAUGAGUGUACUCUAUAACUGCUACUUUCUGAAUGCUUGAUUUUUGUUUUGGACUCCAAAAUAGUUGGAGCAGGAACAAUGCACCCUUACCUAAAUAACUUUUGUAACAUACACAACAAUUUCUGACACUAAAUACUCUUGUUGCUCCAUCAUAUACUUAGGCCACAAUAGAUAUUUUUAAAAGAAACCUUGAACACAUGAAAUGCUAUGUAUCAUAUGUGUUUUCUACUUUUUGGUGGCAUAUGUAAAUCCGUAUAGACAUUGUUAACCAACUAUUCUUUUAGUAAAUGAGCCCAAUAAUGACUAAUCAAGAUUUACUUGAAGUAUGCAAUGAUUCAGCAAACCAUUGUUUAUAGUACACAUCUGAAUUUUCAAAAUUGGUUUUGAACAGUAGUACUUAUUAUACUGUACAGAUUGAAAACAGGGCCCAUUGAAGACAUUUUCCCCAUUUUAUAUUUGUGCUAUGUCCAAACUAUAUGCUUAUGUAGGUUUUAAGUGUGAAGUGCAGAUUUUAUGUGAGCAAAAAACUAUCUACAUUUGUAUUUAGUGUGGUAGAAUGCCACAUUUUUCCUUCUACAAUUAUACACUUUUUUUCAAACAGGUUGUUCUAUGUCUUUCACUUAUUUGAGUGUUCUUUGUUGUGGUUUAAUCUUUUUGCCUCAAUUUCCUCAUCUGCAAAAUGGAGAUAAUAUUGUCUACCUCAUAGAUACUGAAUAGUUUGGAUCAGAGUUUUCUGUUAUUAGAACUUAAAGCAUUUAUGUUUAUAACUCGAACAUUAGAAAUAAAAAGUUUGUCAUUAAAAAAAAAAAAGAUUUGGGGAUCCCUGGGUGGCGCAGCGGUUUGGCGCCUGCCUUUGGCCCAGGGCGCGAUCCUGGAGACCCGGAAUCGAAUCCCACG